UUUUGAAUGAAAAUUUGGAAGAAAAUAAAAAUGAAUUGGAUGAAUACAAGAAUAAAAUGGCAAAAUUGGAAGAGGAACGGGAUUCAGCUGUAAAUGAAUUGUCUGUACUUGAAAGAGAAUUUGAAUCAUUAAGAGAUGGAUAUGAAGAUAUUUUAGAAGAAAAAGCUGGAUUAUUAAUACAAUUGAAAAAGAAUAAACUUGAAAUGGAAGAAGUUGAAGAAGAAAAUAAGAAAUUAAAUAAAAAAUUGAACAAUUCUGAAAAUUUAAUAUUCCAACUUCGACAGGAAAUUGAAGAAAAUAAGGAGAAAUAUGAACAGGAAAUUAAAGUAAAAUUUUCUUAA
Messenger RNA from Meloidogyne enterolobii, 341 nucleotides. The record is from the annotation of a GenBank genome assembly. NCBI's taxonomy places the organism in Eukaryota, Metazoa, Nematoda, Chromadorea, Rhabditida, Meloidogynidae.